Ipomoea nil (Japanese morning glory) is the source of this 1956-nucleotide messenger RNA. RefSeq names its product membrane protein of ER body-like protein. Bases 55 to 1815 code for a protein of 586 amino acids. Lineage: Eukaryota; Viridiplantae; Streptophyta; Magnoliopsida; Solanales; Convolvulaceae. The transcript is spliced from 8 exons. The record is from RefSeq and is a predicted model, not a curated record.
UCAUUAAAUUCCCUGCAGUGCAGGCAAGCAGGAGCUAAGUAGGUGCAUUUAACGAUGGAGGUAAUGCAAUACCCCAACAAUGGCGAUUUGACGGAGCCGCUGAUAAUGGCUGGUGAGGAUGUUACCCUUCACACGCAGAUAGUUAAUGGCUAUGGUGAUGAUAGUAUGAAGCUGAAGAAAAGUAGAGUACUGGAAGAAGAAGAAGAAGAAGGAGAAGAAGAAGAUAAGGUGUUGAGUGGGGAAGAAGGGCACAAAAGUAGCGUUUAUCUUGACGAGGAUGGAGGAAUGUGGAGAUGUCGGGAGUGUGUAUGGACCUACCAAAUUGGGAAUCCUUGCAUGGAUGAUCAUAGUGAAGCAAAACCUUUCCAUUUUGGCAAUGGAGAGGCCAGUGACAGGAUGCCGUCUGCCGAGAUUGGAAAUGUUGCUCAACUUGGGCAGCUGGUGAACGCCGCCCGUGGUGGUGGUGGUGCGGUGGGGGAUGUGGAGGAGGUGAUUGAGCUCGAAUUUUUCGAGCGGGCGAUAGAUAAGUUGCACACGCAUAACACCUAUUGCCCAAACUGCAGGACCCCCAUUUCCAAAGUUAUUUUGAGGAUUAAGCGUGAAACGACAACACCUCCAAUUCAAAUUCCAGACAAGAAGUUGGAUUUUGAUGUGCUUGGAUGUCUAGCCUGCUUCAGAAUUUUCCUUCCUAAUAAAACAGUAACCGAUGAAAGCAGGGGAGAAAGGAGUGAAGUCCAACAAGAAUCAGACAAUAAUGCAUCUGAAGGCAAAUGCUUUGACCUACUUUGGUUUUUUGGAGGAACACAAAAAGCGCAGACUUCACAGUACCAACCACUGGCAACCGUAGCAUCUGAGCAAGGGCAGAAGCCAAAUGAUGGGCAUUUAAAGGGAGAUAGUAAUGCUGCUAUUAAUUCAUCAUCCCAUCAUUCAGAUGCAACACAGAGUGCUUAUAUUCAACAGGAAACCCGAGCUCCACCACCAGAAAUGAUUGAUAAUGUGAAGCAUGAGCCCCAGUUUUCUGGAAAGCCUUUUAGCAGUAGCUAUCAGGGAGGUGUACUUUCAGUGAAACCAAAACCUGAAAUUACACAAGAUGUACGUAUUCCGGUUUAUGAAACCCCAAAUGAAGCAGGAACUGGAACUGGAACCGGAACCGGAACUUCCACACAAACACAAGUUGAUCCACCUGAAGUUGAAGAAAGUGGUUCGAAAUCAGUAGAGGUCGUGAAAAGCGUUGUGUAUGGAGGUCUGAUGGAAUCCAUCGCAAGCUUAAGCGUGGUUUCCUCUGCUGCUGCAUCUGGUGCCACCACACUGAACACUGUAGUUAUUGGAGUGGCGAAUCUCAUAGGUGGUUCUUUCGUGGUUGCACACAAUCUUCUGGACUUGAAAAUGAAGAGCCCUGAAGAAGAGUACAACAAAGUGCUAGGCCAAAGAAACCACUUCCUACUUCACGCCAUUGUUGCCAUGUUAUCCUACCUCAUCUUUGGGCUCGCCCCGCCUGCACUAUACGGCUUCACGUUUCGCCAGAGCGACGACCGAGACAUGAAGCUUUUGGGCGUGGCAGUGGCUUCUUUUGUAUGUGUCCUUCUUCUUGCCAUUGGAAAAGCUUACAUUUCCGGAGCCAAAACGUUUAACCAAUACUUUGUAACCAUUGUGCAAUAUGCUACUGCUGCGGCUACGGCUUCUGGCGUUGCUUAUGCAGUGGGACAUUUGUUUCAGAAGCUAAUGGAUGAACUUGGUUGGUUCAACUCAACCCCAACCAACAAUCUUCUUCUUCCUAAUAUCAACUUGCCAAAUCCAAAUUCGGUUUUCUUUUGAUUCCUGCCAAUCACCAUCAUGCUCAACUCAAGUUUCUAUAUUUCAACUUUUCAUGUUUUUGUUUUUUGUUUUUUUUUUUUUUUCCGUAUUGUACGGUUUUAUUGAGUUCAAGUGUUGAGUUCCAAGUGUUUUUUUGAACCA